Messenger RNA from Diorhabda sublineata, 998 nucleotides. Its product is annotated as transmembrane protein 50A. Gene Ontology annotation, biological process: protein targeting to vacuole; late endosome to vacuole transport via multivesicular body sorting pathway. The coding region runs from base 91 to 561 and encodes 156 amino acids. The record is from RefSeq and is a predicted model, not a curated record. The transcript is spliced from 4 exons. Lineage: Eukaryota; Metazoa; Arthropoda; Insecta; Coleoptera; Chrysomelidae.
GACAUUUGUUUUUCUAAAUGUCAUAUUUUUAUGUGAUAGAAUGAAAGUGUUGUUUACUUAAUAAAAGAAAAUUAGAAUAAUCAACAGAAAAUGGCUUUAGGAGAUUGUUGCGAAAAUCUAAAUUUACCUCCAUGCGUUUGGUUUGAAGGAGGAGAUAAAAGAAACGCCAUCGUUUCUAUGUUAGCUGGAUUAUUGUUUUUCGCUGGCUGGUGGUGUAUCAUAGACGCAGCUAGCGUACACAAAAAUAUUUUAGCCGGUUAUCAUAUGUGUGGAGUUGUAGGAACCAUAUCCUUACUUAUGGUAAACUCGGUAUCCAACGCUCAGAUGAGAGGCGAUGUAUAUGAGGGAGGGUGUUUAGGUACAAGAGGUACAAGAAUUUGGCUAUUUUUAGGUUUUGUAAUGGGUUUCGCUGCCGUAAUAGCAUCUUGUUGGAUAUUGUUUGCUGAUUUCAUGGUAGAUGGUAAACGUUGGUCUGGUGUUGCCCUUUUUCUUCAAAACGCUUUGAUAUUUAUAGCUUCGAUAAUAUAUAAAUUCGGAAGAUCUGAAGACUUGUGGGGCUGAUUAUUCGGAUAUAAAUAACGUAGGAUAGUUUAAAUGUCAAAAUGGAGGUAAAUCUAUUCAACAUUUUAUGAUUUAUACAAUUUUUUUUUGACGCAGAUUUACUAUAACAAAAAUAAAUGAUGCAACUGCAAUAUUUUCUGAAAAGUUUUUUGUGCAUUUUUUUUAAAUAUAAGUAUAUACAAUCACAAUUGAAAUUUGAUUUUUUUGAUAAGCUGAAAUGUACUGCAUUAAGUAUUAGAGUGUAAUUUGCAUUUUUAUAUAUUUAAAACGUUCUUUGCAUUAAAAUAAAUCACGGAAAGUACUUGUGUUCAAGCAAUUUGAACAAAUAUAGCAUUAAUUUAAUAUUAUUUGUAUAAGCAUAUGGAAAAGUUGAUAAAUUAGUUUUGUAUUUAUUUUGGUUUAAUCGUACGUAAUAAUAAAUGUAGUUUCUAUUCGUA